GUGUGUAGAAUAUCGCUUGAUGCCUGUUGCUUUUCUAAUUUCCUCCAUUUAUCAGAUUCAUUGAAGUUCUUUUAAUUAUUUUUCGUUGCCUUUUCAAUUUAAUAUUUACGUUUGUAAUAUUUAAAAUGUCGUACCAAUUAUAUAGGAACACUACAAUUGGAAAUACACUACAAGAAAGCCUUGAUGAAUUGAUUCAAUAUGGACAAAUUACCCCAACACUGGCGGUAAAAGUACUACUACAAUUUGAUAAGUCAAUAAAUCAAGCAUUAUCAAACAGGGUUAAGUCUCGUUUAACAUUCAAAGCAGGAAAGUUAAAUACGUACAGGUUUUGUGAUAAUGUAUGGACAUUCAUGCUGAAUAAUGUGGAAUUCAGAGAAGUUCAAGAAAUUGCUAAGGUGGAUAGGGUGAAAAUAGUUGCUUGUGAUGGCAAAAAUGUUGAGGAGCGGAGGUAAUAAUGGAAAUUUUAUUAUUAUUUAUUAAGGUGUUAUGUUAAGGUUUGUUUAAAAUACUGUGUCAAAAAUGCAAGUUUGGAAACUCAUAAUAAUUAUUUUGUUGACAAAAAAAUAAUAAUAUUUCAAUGGUGGUUUAUGUCCUACUCUUCACCUCUUCUACUGUGUUUAUUCAUUUCAUACUUAAUUAAUUACUCUCAUAAAUUUAAUAAAA
Molecule: messenger RNA, 663 nt
Organism: Aricia agestis (brown argus)
Lineage: Eukaryota; Metazoa; Arthropoda; Insecta; Lepidoptera; Lycaenidae
Gene: TfIIA-S
Product: transcription initiation factor IIA subunit 2
Exons: 4
Coding region: 126-452 (108 amino acids)
Biological process (GO): transcription initiation at RNA polymerase II promoter; RNA polymerase II preinitiation complex assembly
Cellular component (GO): transcription factor TFIIA complex
Molecular function (GO): RNA polymerase II general transcription initiation factor activity; TBP-class protein binding
Source: RefSeq, a predicted model, not a curated record